AUGGUCAAUGUAGGCUCUCCACGGUAUUAGUAUGUCCAGCUUUCUCCACCAGUUGACUGAAUAGCAGUUCUCCAUCUCUCUCCCUCUCCUCCCCUCUCUCUCCCACUCUGCAUGUUGUUAGUGGGACAUACUGCAAAAGUUUUUGCCCCUCUUCUCUUGACCGAGCCUGCGUAACAGUGUAUCUUGUGUUUGAGGGUUACACAGAUGUGGUGCCUCCAUUCCAGUAUGUUCCGUCCAGUGUUGUUCUCUGUCGCCCCAUGGAUGUGUUGAACCUGUUCAGCACUCUUCCUCGGGCCGGACAUGACAUGACGUGACACAACUGCUCCUGUCCAUUGGAGGAGAAGUAAUUGGCCUCAAGCAGCAUCCGCAUCAGCAGCACAGAUAUGAUAUGAUGGGACUGGAAGAAGAGUGACUCUUGCAUUUAGCAGAGAGGCUUUUGUUUUGCUGGGGAAUGGGCUUUGAAUGGGAUGGAUGGAAACCCCAUGUUUCUGUUUCUUUAAUGGCUUGUUUAUUAGACAGUUGUGGGCCGUGGUUAUUGAUAGGUCCAUAAGAUAUCUCUAUUCAAAUGUCAGGAGUGGGAGCUGCUGCUUUGUUUUGAAUGAAUGGGAGUGCACUCACUGACACUGGUGCAAGAAACAUGUACUGUGCUGCUCUGCUCUGCACUGUUAGCAGGAUGCCAUGGGGCUGCAUUAGCAUCUUUUCCUCUCUCUUUUUUCCUCUCUGUUUUCUCCUCUCCUCUUCCUCCCACUCUACGUUUGAUCCUUUCUCAUUUCUCAUUUCUCACUUCUCACUUCUUUCUUCCUCUCUUCUCUCUUUACUCCUCAUCUCUCUACCCCUCUCUCUGUUCUCCCCUUUCCUCCUCUCCCUCUGAACUCUCUCUCUCCGUCAUCACUCUCCUCUGGUGUUCAUGGAACAGUUUCACGUUGAGAGGAGAAGGACUGCAUCUCUCUCGCCUGUGGCACCUCAGCAAUCCCGCAAGAUGAAAAGCGCCUUUUCCGUCUCUCAGAUAGAGACAGGGAGUACUUCAAACACUAUUCCCUGCGCACCUCGAACCCAAUCACCCUCUCAUGGGCGUGCGCACUGCCUUUGAUGGGCCGUGUGGGUUCACACAGUACACGCUGAACUGGACCGGUGCCAGAGUCGCUUCUUAGUAUGCCAGAGUUGCUUCUUAGUAUUCGCUCAAGGUACAUGGGUGCCGCAGUGGGGGUUGAGAGGGUCCAUGCUUCCUGGUCGCUAAUUAGUAUAACAUUUCAUGGAAAAGCUAUUUAUAUCACAGUGCGGCACUGUAAUGUACUGUAGCAUUCCCUCCCCAUACAGUGUGUUGCAAGGAUAUCGAUGCAGUGCCCUACCCAUGUACAUGGAGCGAAGCUGCACACAUAGGAACUGCUCUGGUCCUAUGUGGUUCAUUUGUGUCACAACAUUAAAAACCACAGAGAAAAGGAUUUGAAACUGUGUGUGUAUAUGCCUGUUACACAGAAAGCAGUCUGAUGUUGUACUUGAGCUGAGCCCUGUACAACCAGGCUGUAUGUGUGUGUGUGUGUCUGUGUCUGUGUCUGUGUGUGUGCUGGUGCAUGCUGGGCCAACGAGGGGUGAGGUUUUGACCCCAAUAUGCCCUAAUUUGUCACCUGUCCAUGGCAUUGAGACCAGACCUUCCUCUCCCAUCAAUGCUCUCCCUCUCUCUCCCAGCACACAACUGCGUACAUUUGGAAAACGUUUGUUGGUAAUUUGUCAUCCCCCCUGUCUCUGGAUUGUUUCAGUAAUAGACCCAUCUUAUUGCAAUUUGACCACUUAAGUCCAACACCUGCAGUCAACCAUUUGGUUGAGUUGCAAUUCUAGCCAAGCUCUUGUCCGAAGUCUUUACAAAAGCAGGGUUCAAAGCCACAACCACAGAGCAAAGGGUUUGAUAUUUAAACAGGUUCUCUCCUUUGACUCGAGAACAAUCAACCCCUCUUUGGAAGACAAAAGUAAUUUUGUUUUACAUUUUUGUUUUUAUAGCUUUUUUGUUACAUAUACAUUUUGCACACAUUUUACAUACAUACUUUUAUACACAGUAGUUACAUAACAAAGAUAUUGUGUUUUUGAUAUACACAUUACAUUUUGGAUAGAUAGUACUCAGACAUCUCCGUUAUACAUUAUAUAAAUCGUUUUCAGUAAUAACUAUUACUGAUCAUGAGCUUUUUAAUCCCACUCCUCAAUUAGUGGCUUAUCACAGUUUCGCAGGGCCCCCCCCCUGCAAGGUCUGAGCAAGGCCCCUCCCCCAACAGCUAACUUUCUACAGUUCUACACAUUUUUCCAUGGUGCAAAGAGAAACAUUUGCAGUUUUAUAACUAAUCUCAUGCUAUUUUGCCAUGAGGCUGAGAGAAAAUGUUGCUAUUUUAAAGCUAAUUUCCUGCAAUUCUACACAUAUUGCCUUGGGGCAGAGAGAGAAAUGUGGAACUUUAUAGCUAAUCUUAUGCCAUUCUACACAUUUUGCAAUGAGGCUGAGAUAAUUUAGCAUUUAAAUAUAUUUUCCUGCAAUUCUACACAUAUUGCCAUGGGGCAGAGAGAAUUUAGCAUUUUUAAAGCAAAUUUCCUGCUAUUCUAUUUUUUUUGUCUGGCUUAAGCCCUGGGAUUUUUCUGGACUAAAAUAAUUUAAUUUCCUCAAGAAGUUCCUCUUCUGUAAGUUGGCCUUCACACAGGUAUUUCUGUACAUUUUGUUAAUUUAACAUGAUCAUUAAUAGGGAAAAAAUCCUUACAGUUAACACAAUUCAGUGGAGAUGGAGGAGACUGAAAAGAAAACAUGCUUAAAAUAUUUUGCUUCCUCUUUUAAAAUAUAAUUUGGUGAAUCAUGGAUGACUCCGUUAUUUUUAAUGUGUUUCUGUAAAUUAUUUUUGGUAGCAUUUCUAUGUUGAAGAUUCAAGAAAAAUGUAGUGCAUAAAAAAAAAAAAUCAUCCACUUUAUUUUUGUAAUAAAUUACACUUGAUUGUUCUUGAAAAGUUCCUCCAGUUGUUUUUGUUUUCACGCUAACUUAUUCUGGGCCAUUAUGAUACAUUUUUUAUUGCUAUCUACCUGUGCUGUUAGUUCCUCUAUUUCCUUUGUUUGUCUAAUCCUUUUUGACUGAAACUGCUUUUGUUUUCAAGAUGAAAAUUGAAUGGCCUCUGAAAGUGUCCCAUACAAUAAGGGGAUAUGCUGUACCUAUGUUGUGCAGGAAAAAGUCAGUUAUAAAUUAUUUUGUCUUAGGUAGCCCUUUACACUUGUACCCAUAUACAAGUUGAAAAUGGCAGAUUUCCCAGACCCAUUGAUCGCUCUGUUUGGUACAGUUGAUGGGAAUAACCAGGAAGGGAAGGCUGUCUCUCUUUGUACUCUAUUAGCCAAAAGGCUCAUAUUGCAAUUUUGGAAAUUGGAGACUGUAGCUACCUUUGAAAUGUGGUUACGGGAUUUAGGGAAUGUAAUGCAUAUGGAAAAGAUUCGAUACAAUACCUCCAAUAGAAUAUUUUACAAAAUAUGGCAGCCGAUACUGGAUAAAUGGUCUAUUCCCCCUUCAUAACUGGGUUGAUGAUCUGCUACUACUGCUUGUAUUGACUAUAUGCUGUCUUCUUAUAAUACAUUGACAUCUUAAUAGGAUAUAUAUAUUUUUUUUGUAUAUGUGAGUUAAGUUUUGUUUUGCCCUCUAAAUUUGCAAUCCCAUUCAACACUACAAGGAAUGUCAAUGUUUGUAUCUCUGUUCUCUUUUUUUUAUUGGAAAAUAAUUAAAAAAAGAAAAUUGCAGAUUUGGGCACUGAUAACCGCCUAAAUUGGAAUGCAGUGGCUGUACGGUAACAUGCUAUAAAUGACAUCAGAGCUCAGGCUCUGUGCUUUACAGCACUGUAUGGGUUUUGACUGAUAACCGUUCAGAACUUGAGCACUGCACGCAACAAGAAGUUGCCCCCAUCCCUCCCGCUAAUUGGGCAACUUUUGAAAAUGUUUUGUUGUCUGAGUGAGGGAAAUGCUGUAAAUUAAGAGGACUCUAUGUAUUUUGAAAGAUGAGACAUUGAGGAUUAUAAUAAAUACCGCUUUGAUGUUAUACAAGCAAGCCAAACACCCAUGAGUUCAAAUGUGCACUUCACAUUUCCAUAGUGUCAAUGUUUAUGAUCCCUAUGUUUGAUGUACAGUUACAAGAUGAGAUGUAGUCAUACCCUGGGUUGUUCUGAACAGAAUUAGCCUAUGUUUGUCUAUUGUGAAGAGAUUUCGCCGCAGAACACGCACCUGAAUGCACGCAUGACUCCUUUCUAUUACAAUCUGUUUCUCUGAAUUGCCCUGUGAAAGCCUAACACUGUAAGAUCGUAUUUUAUAACUUAGCUAGUCAUGUUGGCAAUAGAUCAAGCUUUCAAAUGAUGCCCACCUGACCGAGGCAUAAACACCAACAGUAAUUGUGUGAUGGCGGGGAUGCAGGCCUGUGUUCCAAACAAAACAACUGCAUGUGGGCUUGCUCUAGUUCCUCAACAGCACAGCUAGGAGAGACAAAAGAAAUACACCAUAUAGUUGAAGACUCUUCUUUGAGUCAUAAAAUGCAUUGAAAUUACUUAGGAAUUGGAGAGGUGUGUGGCCACUUGGAGACACCAGUUAGUCCUUCCUCUCACUUAAACCCUUUUUUGUCUUAUGUUGCACUUACCCCACGUUUUCCAAUAAUAUUCUUAUUAGGUUACUGAUGUAUCCAGAAUAUUGCAAAGAGUGUGCAAAGCUGUCAUCAAGGCAAAGGGUGGCUAUUUGAAGGUUCUCAAAUAUAAAAUAUACUUUGAUUUGUUUCACACUUUUUUGUUUACUACAUGAUUUCAUAUGUGUUAUUUCAUAGUUUUGAUGUCUCCACUAUAAUUCUACAAUGUAAAAAAUUGUAAAAAUAAAGAAAAACCCUUGAAUGAGUAGGUGUGUCCAAACCUUUGACUGGUAGUGUAUAUCUCACUAGGUCAGGGUUUUUUAGCCUCCAUACAGUUCCUUCAGAAAGAUUAAAUUUAGAUUUUGUGUCACUGGCCUACACACAAUAGCCCAUAAUGUCAAAGUGGAAAUAUGUUUUUUCUAAAUUUUUACAAAUUAAUAAAAAAUGAAAAGCUGAAAUGUCUUGGGUAAAUAAGUAUUCAAUCCCUUUGUUAUGACAAGCCUAAAUAAGUUCAGGAGUAAGAAUGUGCUUAACGAAUCACAUAAUACGUUGUAUGGACUCUGUGUGUAAUAAUAAUAUUUAACAUGAUUUUUGAAUGACUGUACCCCACAUAUACAAUUAUCUGUAAGGUCCCUCAGUCGAGCAGUGAAUUUCAAACACAGAUUCAACCACAAAGACCAUGGAGGUUUUCCAAUGCCUCUACUGGUAGACAUUGAAUAUCCCUUUGAGCAUGGUAAAGUUAUUAAUUACACUUUGGAUGAUGUAUCAAUACACCCAGUCACUACAAAGAUACAGGUGUCCUUCCUAACUCAGUUGCCGGAAAGGAAGGAAACAGCUCAGGGAUUUCACCAUGACGCCAAUGGUGACUUUAAAACAAUUACAGAGUUUAAUGGCUGUGAUAGGAGAAAACUGAGGAUGGAUCAACAACAUUGUAGUUACUCCACAAUACUAACCUAAUUGACAGAGUGAAAAGAAGGAAGCCUGUACAGAAUAAAAAUAUUCCAAAACAUGCAUCUUGUUUUCAGCAAGGCACUAAAGUAAUACUGCCAAAAAUGUGGGAAAGCAAUUAACUUCUUGUCUUGAAUACAAAGUGUUAUGUUUGGGGCAUAUCCAAUACAACACAUUACUGAGUACCACUCUCCAUAUGUUCAAGCAUAGUGGUAGCUGCAUCAUGUUAUGGGUAUGCUUGUAAAAUAAAUGGAAUAGAGCUAAGCACAGGCAAAAUCUUAGAGGAAAACCUGGUUCAGUCUGCUUUCCACCAGACACUGGGAGAUUAAUUCACCUUUCAGCAGGACAAUAACCUAAAACACAAUGCCAAAUCUACACUGGAGUUGCUUACCAAGUAGACAUUGAAUGUUUAUGUUCCUGAGUUGCCGUGUUACAGUUUUUACAUACAUUUGCUUGAAAAUCUAUAGCAAGACCUGAAAAUGGUUUUCUAGCAAUGAUCAACAACCAAUUUGACAGAGCUUGAAGAAUUUUUAAAAUAAUCAUGGGCAAAUGUUGCACAAUCCAGGUGUGGAAUGCUCUUAGAGACUUACCCAGAAAUAUUCACAGCUGUAAUCGCUGCCAAAUGUGAUUCUAAUAUGUAUUGACUCCACAGGAGGUUGGUGGCACCAUAAUUGGGAAAGACAGGCUCUUGGUAAUGGCUGGAACGGAAUAAGUGGAAUGGUAUCAAUUGAUGCGAUUCCAUUAAUUCAGUUCCAGACAUUAUUAUGAGCCAUCCUCCCCUCAGCAGCCUCCUGUGAUUGACUCAGGGGGUUGAAUACCUAUCUAAUCAAGAUAUACACUAUAUAUACAAAAGUAUGUGGACACCCCUUCAAAUUAGUGGAUUCGACUAUUUCAGCCACACCCAUUGCUGACAGGUGUAUAAAAUCGAACACACAGCCAUGCAAUCUCCAUAGACAAACAUAAUGGCCUUACCGAAGAGCUCAGUGACUUUCAACGUGGCACUGUCAUAGGAUGCUACCUUUCCAACAAGUCAUUUUGUCAAAUUUCUGCCCUGCUAGAGCUGCCCCGGUCAACUGUAAGUGCUGUUAUUGUGAAGUGGAAAUGUCCAGGAGCAACAACCGCGAAGUGGUAGGCCACACAAGCUCACAGAACGGGACCAACGAGUGCUGAAGCGGGUAGCGCUUUAAAAUCAUCUGUCCUCGGUUGUAACACUCACUACCGAGUUCCAAACUGCCUCUAGAAUCAACAUCAGCACAAUAACUGUUCACCGGGAGCUUCAUGAAAUGGGUUUCAUGGAUGAGCAGCCGCACACAAGCCUAAGAUCACCAUGCGCAAAGCUUGCCACCAUUGGACUCUGGAGCAGUGGAAACGCAUUCUCUAGAGUGAUGAAUCACACUUCACCAUCUGGCAGUCCGACAGACAGAUCUGGGUUUGGCUGAUGCCAGGAAAACGCUAUCUGCCCGAAUGCAUAGUGCCAACUGUCAAGUUUGGUGGAGGAGGAAUAAUGGUGUGGGGCUGUUUUUCAUGAUUCGGGCUGGGCCCCUUAGUUCCAGUGAAGGUAAAUCUUAAUACUACAGCAUAUAAUUACAUUCUAGACGAUUCUGUGCUUCCAACUUUGUGGCAACAGUUUGGGGAAGGUCCUUUCCUGUUUCAGCAUGACAAUGCCCCCAUGCACAAAGCGAGGUCCAUACAGAAAUGGUUUGUCAAGAUCGGUGUGAAAGAACUUGACUGGCCUGCACAGAGCCCUGACUUCAACCCCAUCGAACACCUUUGGGAUGAAUUGGAACGCUGACUGCGAGCCAGGCCUAAUCGCCUAACAUCAGUGUCCGACCUCACUAAUUCUCUUGUGGCUGAAUGUCCCCGCAGCAAUGUUCCAACAUCUAGUGGAAAGCCUUCCCAGAAGAGUGGAGGCUGUCAUAGCAGCAAAGGGGGGACCAACUCCAUAUUAAUGCCCAUGAUUUUGGAAUGAGAUGUUCGACGAGCAGGUGUCCACAUACUUUUGGUCAUGUAGUGUAUUAGUCUUUAUUUUUUAUUUUUUAAUGUUAGAAUUUUUCUGACACUUUGACAUUAUAGAGUAUUUUGUGUAGAUCGUUAAAAAAAGACAAUUAAAUCAAUUUUAAUCCCACUUUGUAACACAACACAAUUUUGAAAAGGUCAAGGGGUGUGAAUACUUUCUGAAGGCACUGUUUCCACUAGUUCUAAUGUGUCCAUAAUAUUCGUGAUCUGCUUAAGUUCAUGAGGGUGAUAGUUUGUAGUGUGAUUUCCUUUACAGUCCAUUGAAGUACUUAAAACCGUGUUAUAGUCUCCCACCAUAAUAAUAAAUAAUAAUAAUAAUAUGCCAUUUAGCAGACGCUUUUAUCCAAAGCGACUUACAGUCAUACGUGCAUACAUUUUUGUGUAUGGGUGGUCCCGGGGAUCGAACCCACUACCCUGGCGUUACAAGCGCCGUGCUCUACCAGCUGAGCUACAGAGAACCAAAUAGGAUUGUUUGUUGCUUAUGAGUUCAAUAGAUUGUUAUAAAUAUUUUCUAAGUGUGGAUCAUCAUUAUUUGGACCAUAUAGAUUAAUGAGCCAAAUCUGUUUAUCUUCCACUAGCAUAUUCAAAAGGAUCCACCUUCCUUGCGGAUCUGUUUAGAUAGUUUGCACACUCGGAUCUAAAUGAUUAUUAAUUAAUAAUAUCAUCACCCCUUUUCAAUUUCUUUGCACAUGACAGUACAUUUUUUCCCCCCAGUCCUUUUUCCACACAACUUCAUCUGUAGAUGAAGAGUGAGUUUCCUGUAAACAAAGACAUUAUAUUCCAUCUCUUUUAGCUAGGUAAAGACUGAUCGUCAUUUCUUAUUAUCGACUAAACCAUUACAAUUAUAACUAGCCAUACUUAUUUCACCACUUACCAUAAUGAGAGGUAUACUUACCAUAAUGCAUGCCUGUAGAAUUACUAACAUAAAGUACCGUGAUGAUCAAAUCAAAUCAAAUUGUAUUUGCCACAUGCGCCGAAUACAACAGGUGUAGACCUUACAGUGAAAUGCGUACUUACAAGCCCUUAACCAACAAUGUAGUUUUAAGAAAAAUAAGUGUUAAGUAAAAAAUAGAUAAGUGAAAAAUAAAUAUCAAAAUAUAUUAAAGAGCAGCAGUAAAAUAAAAUAAAAUAACAGUAGGGAGGCUAUAUACAGGGGGUACCAGUACAGAGUCAAUGUGCGGGGGCACAGGUUAGUCGAGGUAAUUGAGGUAAUAUGUACAGUGCCUUGCAAAAGUAUUCAUCCCCCUUGGCGUUUUUCCUAUUUUGUUGCAUUACAACCUGUAAUUUAAAUGGAUUUUUAUUUGGAUUUCAUGUAAUGGACAUACACAAAAUAGUCCAAAUUGGUGAAUUGAAAUGAAAAAAAAUGAAACAAAUGACGGAAAAGUGGUGCGUGCAUAUGUAUUCACCCCCUUUGCAAUGAAGCCCCUAAAUAAGAUCUGGUGCAACCAAUUACCUUCAGAAGUCACAUAAUUAGUUAAAUAAAGUCCACCUGUGUGCAAUCUAAGUGUCACAUGAUCUGUCACAUGAUCUCAGUAUAUAUACACCUGUUCUGAAAGGCCCCAGAGUCUGCAACACCACUAAGCAAGGGGCACCACCAAGCAAGCGGCACCAUGAAGACCAAGGAGCUCUCCAAACAGGUCAGGGACAAAGUUGUGGAGAAGUACAGAUAAGGGUUGGGUUAUAAAAAAAUAUCAGAAACUUUGAACAUCCCACGGAGCACCAUUAAAUCCAUUAUUAAAAAAUGGAAAGAAUAUGGCACCACAACAAACCUGCCAAGAGAGGGCCGCCCACCAAAACUCACGGACCAGGCAUGGAGGGCAUUAAUCAGAGAGGCAACAAAGAGACCAAAGAUAACCCUGAAGGAGCUGAAAAGCUCCACAUUGGAGAUUGGAGUAUCUGUCCAUAUGACCACUUUAAGCCGUACACUCCACAGAGCUGGGCUUUAAAGAAGAGUGGCCAGAAAAAAGCCAUUGCUUAAAGAAAAAAAUAAGCAAACACGUUUGGUGUUCGCUAAAAGGCAUGUGGAAGACUCCCCAAACAUAUGGAAGAAGGUAAUCUGGUCAGAUGAGACUAAAAUUGAGUUUUUUGGCCAUCAAGGAAAACGCUAUGUCUGGCGCAAACCCAACACCUCUCAUCACCCCGAGAAAACCAUCCCCAGAGUGAAGCAUGGUGGUGGCAGCAUCAUGCUGUGGGGGUGUUUUUUAUCGGCAUGGACUGGGAAACUGAAUUGAAGGAAUGAUGGAUGGCGCUAAAUACAGGGAAAUUCUUGAGGGAAACCUGUUUCAGCCUUCCAGAGAUUUGAGACUGGGACGGAGGUUCACCUUCCAGCAGGACAAUGAACCUAAGCAUACUGCUAAAGCAACACUCGAGUGGAUUAAGGGGAAACAUUUAAAUGUCUUGGAAUGGCCUAGUCAAAGCCCAGAUCUCAAUCCAAUUGAGAAUCUGUGGUAUGACUUAAAGAUUGCUGUACACCAGCGGAACCCAUCCAACUUGAAGGAGCUGGAGCAGUUUUGCCUUGAAGAAUGGGCAAAUAUCCCAGUGGCUAGAUGUGCCAAGCUUAUAGAGGCAUACCCCAAGAGACUUGCAGCUGUAAUUGCUGCAGAAGGUGGCUCUACAAAGUAUUGACUUUGGGGGGGGUGAAUAGUUAUGCACGCUCAAGUGUUCAUUUUUUUUGGUCUUAUUUCUUGUUUGUUUCACAACAUUUUUUAUUUUGCAUCUUCAAAGUGGUAGGCAUGUUGUGUAAAUGAAAUGGUACAAACCCCCCCAAAAUCAAUUUGAAUUCCAGGUUGUAUGGCAACAAAAUAAUUUCACAAGCCACUGUACAUGUGGGUAGAGUUAAAGUGACUAUGCAUAGAUAAUAAACAGAGAGUAGCAGCAGCGUAAAAGAGGGGGUGGGGUGGGGGGGGACAAUGCAAAUAGUCCGGGUAGCCAUGAUUUGUUCAGGAGUCUUAUGGCUUGGGGGUAGAAGCUGUUAAGAAGCCUUUUGGACCUAGACUUGAUGCUCCGGUACUACUUGUCGUGCGGUAGCAGAGAGAACAGUCUAUGACUAGGGUGGCUGGAGUCUUUGACAAUUUUUAGGGCCUUCCUCUGACACCACCUGGUAGGUCCUGGAUGGCAGGAAGCUUGGCCCCAGUGAUGUACUGGGCCGUACACACUAUCCUCUGUAGUGCCUUGCGGUCGGAGGCCGAGCAGUUGCCAUACCAGGCAGUGAUGCAACCAGUCAGGAUGCUCUCGAUGGUGCAGCUGUAUAACCUUUUGAGGAUCUGAGCACCCAUGCCAAAUCUUUUCAGUCUCCUGAGGGGGAAUAGGUUUUGUCGUGCCCUCUUCACGACUGUCUUGGUGUGUUUGGACCAUGAUAGUUUGUUGGUGAUGUGGACACCAAGGAACUUGGUGUCAAGCUGAUAGACAUAGCUGUACCUGAGAUAUACAAUGUAUCUAACUGUCCUCUGUUGUCCCUCCCCUAAAAAAAAUCUCCCCCUAUGGUGAGGAAAGCCUUAUCACCCCCUCCCAGAAUCUUGCACCUUCAUCACUUUCCUAACCACGGAGUGCAUGACACUAUCUGUCCCAUACUUAACCACGCUAUGCCCCCCAGCCUAAACCUAAAGGUCUGAGGUGGGAGGUGUAUUUACUCUAUGGUCAUUAUUGACAGGUUGGCUGACAAGGUCACAGAAAUUAUGUGUGUGCAUCGAUGAGGCAGAAGGCUGUGUGUUGUUAUGAUUCUGAACGGUCAGAUAGCUAGCAACAAUCACAAGAAGCUGCCUUGUGGGGAAUCAUAGGUGGCUCGUUUCAGCUCGUUGUAUGUUGUUAUUGAUACCAUGUCUUGUUUUGAGGUGUUUUGACUCAUGUCAUGUCUAUGCUGAUAUGGCUCAAAUUCGCUAGCUAGCUAACCAACAACUGUAACAAUGUAUUUGAGAAACAAGUGCUCAUUGUGCAAAUGUAUUUAUGUUUUCAAUAAACAUUUGGAGACAAAAUAUAGUUUACAUGUUGUCAACAAUCUAAGCCAACCCCGUCUGUUUUGCCCCAUAGUUGUGCAUGCGUCGGUUUUGUUGCUAAGAUAGCUGAUUUUAGUUGAAUCCAGAAUAUAUUUUUUAAAAGAGUAUGGAAUCAAUACUAAGUCAGAUAAAAUACACACGAUAAAUACAAAUGCACACAAGAGUCAGUGUAUGUGUAGAUAUGACGAAAUAUCCUCUUCAUUCUUUUGCUUUAUCAGUUAUCUUCGGUACCAUGACACAACAGUUUCAUCAGAGCUUAUUUUACAGGGAAGCUUUGCAAAUAUAGCUGCAGCAUUGCAAUGAUUUCACACUUGGAUUUUCAGUUGCCAUAUUAGUGCUGUUAUCUUUUUUUUGUCAAUUAACAAUUGAGAAACAUAAGAAAAUAGGGAACUUGGUCCACACACACACACACACACACACACACACACACACACACACACACAGACACAGUGGACAAAAGUCUCCCUAUUGACAAAAAGGGUCACAGAGUUCACAGCUAUGUGAUAUAUUGGAUGAGGAGCCAAUUAACCUCAUUGGGUCGCUUUCUUCGCAGCAAAGGAGAACCGGUAGUAGCUUACACAGCAUUACCCCCACUCCCAUACACGCACACAUGCACCACACACACGCACCACACACACACACACACACGCACACACACACACACACACACACACACACACACACACACACACACACACAUACACCAACCACUCCCACCAAAAAAACACAAGUCUUUUAUAGUGUUGACCCUAUAAAAGGGUCAUUUCCUGAAGGUGCAGGAACCAUAAACAUUAAGAGGGAGAGCGCUAAAAGGACAGGCCAGCAGAAGCCAGACUGUCUUCAGCCCACUGGCCAGUGUGUGUGGGAAGUCGAUAACUAUGUGAGGUUUUUAUAUAUUUAUUCAUUCCAUGGAAGGCUAUGUUUGAUGGUGACACCUGUUCCUGUCCCUUUUCAGUCACUCCCAUCCACUGCGGGAGCCUCUGAAGGGAAAGAUAAACUUUGGUGAUGACUUGUUUGGACGCUGGGUCAUUACUGUUUUUUAAAGAAGAAAUUAAAACUUUCUAGAAACUGCCAGGCCUGUUGAAAUAGAACAACAUGCUGUACAUUUUAUGGCUAAUAACAUUUCUAAGGACCAAAGUCUAUUAAUACGGAGGGCGAAAUUUCACCAGUGCUUUCAGGAAUCUUACUCCCUCCACCUUUCAUUCCGUAUUCCCACGCUCCACCCAUGUCCCCACCACACCAACCAGUCCCGGCCUUCUCUGUGGAAAACUUGGGAGACUUAAAACAUUACGAUGACCAUCAUCAGACCAAUAAAUGCAUCUCUUCAUCCUGUCAUGUGUGUGUGUGUGUACCCAGUAGUGAGCUGGUAUGCUGCUCAGUGCCUGUUAAGGGGAUUCAGGGCGCUAGCAUCCAGCUUGCUGCGCUGUAUGUGCCCCAUAGUGCGUGGGCAUGCAGAGUGGUGGAGGGCUGCAUGGGGGAGUGUUGGGGAUGGGGUCCACAGGGAGCAACAAGCAGCCCAGUACUAUCCUUAAGGGACAAAUUCAUGGAGGGGCUUUUAUAGGUACACUUAAAAAGACCUGAAACAGAUGUUACGUCUCAAUAAUAAAGGAAAUAAUUACUUCCCACCAGUAAUUAAGCACUGUGUAGAGGAGGAACACAAGGGAAGAGAGGAGAGGAGGGCAGAGGAGGAGAGGAGAGAAAAUAUAAAAUGGAGAUCAUUGAGGGGAUUAUUACUGCCGGGUGAGUCGGGCGGUGGAGGCGGUGCUGUGGAGACAUUUAUGGAGGAGCCCAUUAAUCCUAAAUUAAGGCUCUGAUCAGAGGAAAUGCAGCAUGGACAUAAUGCCAGAUCACACCAGGAUUUCGACGUGCCUGAAAGAGGUUCGGAUGGUGCGUAUUGAGCGGAUUGCCACCGCCACAGCUGAUUAAUAUCUGCAUGAACAUUUUAUUUGAGCCCUUCUAUGUGGCCCUGAGAGUGGCUCCUUACUGUAUUCAUCCAUCGCCUAUGGCUGCAUGCAUUUCCGUUUCAGCAUGCCGAGAGCCGAGAUCAACUCAGGAAGUUCAUUAUAUUGAAGCAGCACAUUGUCCAAACGUCCAAAUGUUCUUUAGGCCUGGAGCCAAGUUUCAUUAUUUUAAUGUACAGUGCUGGUGGAAGAAAACUCUGGGGAACACAACUCUAGCUGACAAGGCCUGAUCACAGUGACUUUGUCCACAGUGAAAAUCCUUGGCCAAGGCUUUGAGCCUUGAACUCUUAGCCUUGGGCUUCGAACCUUGAGCUUUGAGCUCUGGGCUUUCUUGCCUUGAGAUUUAAGCCUUGGGCUUUGAGUGUGAUUCAGGGCUGCCUCAAUAGCCCAGUGAGGGAAAACAGAGAGGCCAAUCUCACAUCAUCACCCAAAGACAGGGGGGCAUGGAGGGCGUGCAUCAAAACAUCUUUCCUUUUGUGGGUCCCUCUGGCCUCUGCACCCCCUCAGCCCUAUAGAGAUGAGAUGACUUGGAAUGAAAUAAUAAAGUCGUCAAAUAAAACAAAUAUUUUAUUAAAGUAAUGUGAAUAAAUUACGGGUAAUAAGUGAUAAGCAGUAAUGGGCAGUCACUACCAUCAUGGAACUUUUAUUAAUUGUUUUAUUCAAUGUUGUUACAGCAUUCAACCCACAUGAUGCAUAGCGCAUUUAAUAUUUAAAAAAAUCAUCAAAACUUUUUUAAUAAUCGAACCAAAACCGAACCGACCUCAAAAAGCACUAAUCGCUUAGCACUAGUUGCUGGAGAGGAAGAAAACCGCUCAGGGAUUUCACCAUGAGACCAAUGGUGACUUUAAAACAGCUAGAGAGUUUAAUGGCUGUGAUAGGAGAAAACUGAGGAAGGAUCAACAACAUUGUAGUUACUCCACAAUACUAACCUAAAUGACAGAGUGAAAAGAAGGAAGCAUGUACAGAAUAAAAAUAUUCCAAAACAUGCAUCCUGUUUGCAAUAAGGCACUAAAGUACAACUGCAAAAAUGUGGCAAAGAAAUUAACUUUAUGUCCUGAAUACAACGUGUUAUGUUUGGGGCAAAUCCAACACAACACAUCACUGAGUACCACUCUUCAUAUUUUCAAGCAUGGUUGUGGCUGCAUCAUGUUAUGGGUAUGCUUGUCAUCGGCAAGGGAGUUUUUUAGGAUUAAAAGAAACGGAAUAGAGCUAAGCACAGGCAAAAUCCUAGAGGAAAACCUGGUUCAGUCUGCUUUCCAACAGACACUGGGAGACAAAUUCACCUUCCAGCAGGACACUAACCUAAAACACAAGGCCAAAUAUACACUGGAGUUGCUUAGCAAGACGACAUUGAAUGUUCCUGAGUGGCCUAGUUACAGUUUUGAUCUAACCCCCUAAGGUCGAUGUCCGCGCCCCUGCGGAAAUCUAAAUAGCAUAAUAAAAAAAGCACCAUAAAAAUCUGUCAGUUUAAGCCAGAGAUAUCAGUUUUUUUGCAUUGGAUGCAUCUCAAUCCACCGCAUCCGCCUAUGUUGCACUUCUGCAUCUGUGGUGAAAGUUGACAGAGCUAGAGCGGUGUUUGUCAGACCAUGAGACAUCCCAACAAAUCGGUCUUCUCACAAAACCGUCUGUGGCGUCCGAAUGGUUUGGCCUACAAACCCCUUUAUUGAAAGAUGAGACUCUCACGAACACAACAGUGUUCUCCGUUUUGCUCUACGACCCCCACAAGCAUCUUGGGACUCAUCUGAAGUCAGUACAGCCGAUCUGCCAACUUCUGUCUGUAGUGUCUGAACAGUUUGGGCUACACACUAAUAUGACCCCUCUGUGGAAAGGUGAGACUCGCACGAACACGUACAUGUUUUACUCUAGGAUGCCCACAGGCCUCCCAAUACUCAUCUGAAGGUCCAGUUGAAAAGAUGUAUGGAAGUAUACAGUAUAUGGAAACAGUUUAGUAACAAAAAUAAUGGGUUAAAUUCAAGUAAAGAAAUACAUAUAACAAAUGUUUCCUGAUCUUCCUUAUAUCUCUCAGAUAUAGGACAGACACUUCAGAACAAACUUCCUUUAGAUUUUUUUGGGGGGGACUAUCUGUUGUUCCAUGUAGUGAAUCUGUUAUUCAAUGCGUUUUUAUGGGCUAAUAGCAGUAAGGCCAAAUAAUUUUCAUUACAAUGUUUUUUUAUAUUUGUUCUUGAUACUUCAAAGGGUCUUAAAAUUCAAAAUCAAAUAGCAAAAUUAUCCUUUGUAUGACCUUCUUAAAACAUUUUCAUAUGGCUUAGACAAGGGCUUAGACUCUUAUGGGUUAAAUCGGCUUGAAAAUCUAUGGCAAGACUUGAAAAUGGCUGUCUAGCGAUGAUCAACAACCAACUUGACAGAGCUUGAAUAAUUUUUUAAAGAAUAAUGUGCAAAUAUUGUACAAUCCAGGUGUGCAAAGCUCUUAGAGACUUACCCAGAAAGACUAGCAGCUGUAAUUGCUGCCAAAGGUGAUUAUAACAUGUAUUGACUCAGGGGUGUGAAUACUUAUGUAAAUGAGAUCUUUCUGUAUUUCAUUUUCUAUAAACUUGAAAAAAUUUAUAAAAACAUUUUCACAUUGUCAUUAUGGGGUAUUGUGUGUAGAUGGGUGAGAAAAAAUAGAUUGAAUCCAUUCUGAAUUCAGGCUGUAACACAACAAAAUGUGGAAUAAGUCAAGGGCUAUGAAUACUUUCUGAAGGCACUUUAGUUGAAAUGAAUGGACAUUGUAUUGUUUACAUGAUUUGGCAGUAAAAAAAACUGCUAUUUUUCUUUGCAGAAUCUGUUGCUUUGCAGAAUCAGUCUUAAUAUCCCCUCUCGGUCAGAAUCCGUCAGAACACACACAUGCAUGCACACACACGCACGCACGCACAUGCACAACACACAGAAAACCCUGCUCGUUUCCUGCUGUCCAGCUGUCCGGCUUAUUUCACCUCACUGCGCUCUCUCUCUUUCUCCCUCCCUCCCUUUCUCCCUUUCCCUCUCCCACAGUUCUGCAUGCAUUUCUGUGGUUCAGUUCUUUUCUGUGGAAGGGUUUUAUUAUUAUUGUAAGACCCCUAUCCCUGUCUUGGGGAGAGAGUCUGUUUGGGGCCCCUGUGUAUAUGUGUGUGUAUGUGUGUGCGCUCACUGGGUUGGAACAGGGAGUAUUAGGAGGUGUCUUUUGUUGCUCCUGGGGGGCUCCUGUGCUCAGUCCUAAUAGGAGUCUUGUGCCUGCCGUUGUCCCAGGGGAUGGGGUCUGAAUGACGGAUCUAACUUCACAUCCCCCCUUCCCCACCUCUACCCCAGCCUCCCCCACCCUCCUCUCCUCCCCUUUGGGGGAGGCUGAGAGACAAAGAGGGAGUGGGGGUGUACUGUGGCCUCUGUCUUAUUAGAAGGGUCGUGAACGUGUCACAAUGAUUAAUUUGCCGAGGUGUGCAGGGAUACCCUAGAGUCACAUUUAUCUAACGCCAGGGCUCCCAAAUGUGCACUCGCCACAAAAUGGAACAUUUGCAUUUCCCAUUAAGAAAAUAAAAUACAUAUAUAUGCAAAUGCAAUCCCCAUCUUGGUUGAUGCCAUUAUGUACUAUCGUUUUGGAUAUUCACAAUAGAUGAACGUUUUCUUUAUUUUGUAACUCUUUUUUUGGGAAGUCUAUCUAUUGAGCCUGAUUGGCACGCUGUUCCUUUUUUACUGCACGUGUGGACGCACACACACACACACACACACACACACACACACACACACACACACACACACACACACACACACGGGAACUUCAAAACCACCAAUGUUGUGGUUCAAACCAUGAUCAUUACAUUUUUAAGAAUCCAAGAGACAGAAAUAACACUGAACUGAACUUGCUAUCUUAGUGCAACAUGGAACAACUAUAUUGUUUACUAACAAACAUAUAGAUUCUCAGCAAAUGUACAGCCAUGGCAACCAUAGUUCUUUGCUUGUCUCUGACACUAUCUUAUUGGCACUUUUCCCUUAUAACCAGUGAAUGGUCUGCAUGGGUUGAUUGGGUGAUGUUAUACGGGGUUGCCUCUAAGGAUUAGCCUUUUGACAGACAGCAGGGUACACAAACCACCCUGUCUGUCUGUCAGCCCAGAUUUCCUUCAUACAAAUAGGACUGGAGAGGUUGGAUGUGGUGUCUCCAUCAAAUAUUCCAUCAACUUACUCUAUAUUCUCUAUGUGCCUCCUAUCAGACCAAGCAGAAGGCUCCAUUGUGAACUGUCUGCAUAACGAGGCAAUGGGAUUGUCUGUUUGCCACCUUUCAAUCUAAUGUCAGCCUAGUUUUUUGUGUCUGGUUCGAGGACACCAUGAUUUGAAUUUGAGAUUUUGAAACGACAUAAGCCACUCUCUGAUGUCAGCUCAUGGUGCAAUGUGCUGUUGUGUUGUGUUGUGUUGUGCAACACAGCAUAUGGUGUGAAUAAUAUAGCCUACACUCUUCUCUCUCUGUGUAAAAUGUAUUUUGCAUCUCCUAUAUAUGUGGGCAUCACGUUCAUUCUUCUCUUGCCACGUCCAUGCAGCACCACCUGGUAGUAUUACUGCCAAUCAUUAAAACAUAGCAUGCUUUGAAAUGGCCUCGGACGUAUUUGAAUGGACAGAUGAAAUUGAUGAAUAAACCCUUAUAGUUUAUAAGUCUCCCCUUACAUUAACACAUAGAGUGCCCUGAGCUAGUGUUGGAAAACAGGUACCCAGGGAGAGGGCCAGAUGUUCAGUAGUCCCACCUGCAGACCUGCUGAGCCUUGGCAGUUAAAAUUCAUGUGCUACAUAUGCUCCCAUCACACCGUAGGGAAAUAAGCUGCUACAGUAAUGAAGCAGAGCAGCACUCUACACUGCCAUAGUGGAAACAGGAGAGAAGAACAAAACAGGCAUGUGUCCUAUGAUGGCGCUGCAGUGGAUAGCUGCCGUCUUACGGGCUCCUGACCAAAUCUGCUAUUUUGUAUGCUGAUCCUAUGACCGAAAACAGCUUAUGGACAUCUGAACAGCGAUUACUAACCUCGAUUUGGAUGAAGAUUUCUACUUCAAUGAGUCGGCAGCUCUGGAUGUUAUGCUUACCCUGGACCAGGUCCUGAUCACCGGGACUCGAAAGAGGAAGCGGCGGCAAAAGAGAGGCAAGCGAGGCGGCAUCAUGAUUAGACUCCGUCGGCGAGCAUGUAGAACGCCAUCUCUAGAGAACAAACUGGACGAGCUCCGUUCGGGACUAUCCUAUCAACGGGACCUGAAGAACUAUAAUAUCCUGUUUCUCGGAGUCGUGGCUGAACAAGAACAUGGAUAUUAUACACCUCGCUGGCUUUUCCAUCGUCAAGAUCGGAUGGCAGCUUUGGCUAAGCUGAGAGAGGGAGGGGUGUGUCUCUUAGUUAACAACAGCUGGUGCGUGAUCUCUAAUGUUAGGGAAGUCUCAAGUUUUUGCUCGCCUGAGUUAGAAUAUCUCAUGACAAGCUGCAGACCAUACUAUUUACUAAGAGAGUUUUCAUCUAUAUUUUUCGUAGCUAUAUAUUUACCACCACAAACUGAUGAUGGCACUAAGACUGCACUCAACAAGCAGUAUAGGGCCAUAAGCAAACAAGAAAAUUCACUUCCAGAGGCGGCGCUUCUCGUGGCCAGUGAUUUUAAUGCAGGGAAACUGAAAUCCGUUUUACCAACAUGUCACCAGUGCAACUUGAGAAAACAAAAUGCUAGAUCACCUUUACUCCACACACAGAUGUUUGAGUAAACAGGUUAACCUCUGGGCCAGACAGAUUACCAGGACGCAUACUCAGAGCAUGCACUGACCAGCUGGCGGGUGUCUUCACUGACAUUUUCAACCUCCCUGACUCAUUCUGUAAUACCUGCAUGUUUCAAGCAGACCACCAUAGUCCCUGUGCCCUAGAAUGACAAAGUAACCUGUCUAAAUGACUAUUGCCCCAUAGCACUCACAUCUGUAGCCAUGAAAUGUUUUGAAAGGCUGGUCAUGGCUCACAUCAACACCAUCAUCCCAGACACCCUGGACCCACUCCAAUUCGCAUACUACCUCAACAGAUCCACAGAUGACGCAAUCUCUAUUGCACUCCACACUGCCCUCUCCCACCUGGACAAGAGGACCACCUAUGUGAGAAUGUUGUUCAUUGACUACAGUUCAGCGUUCAACACCAUAUGGUCCUCUGUAGCUCAGCUGGUAGAGCACGGUGCUUGUAACGCUUGUAACGCCAAGGUAGUGGGUUCGAUCCCCGGGACCACCCAUACACAAAAAUGUAUGCACGCAUGACUGUAAGUAGCUUUGGAUAAAAGCGUCUGCUAAAUGGCAUAUUAUAUUAUAUAUUAUAGUGCCCUCCAAGCUCAUCACUAAGCUCAGGGCCCUGGGAAUGAACACCUCCCUCUGCAACUGGAUCCUGGACAUUCUGACGGGACGCCCCCAGGUGGUGAAGGUAGAAAACAACACAUCCGCCACAUUGACCCUCAACACGGGGGCCCCUCAAGGGUGCGUGCUGAGUCCCCUCCUGUACUCCCUGUUCACCAAUGACUACAUGGCCGUGCACGACUCCAACAUCAUCAUUACGUUUUAUGAUGACACGACGGUGGUAUCACCGGCGACGAUGAGCCCGCCUAUAGAGAGGAGGUCAGUGACCUGGCAGUGUGGUGCGAGGACAACAACCUUUCCCUCAACGUCAGCAAGACAAAGGAGCUGAUCGUGAACUACAAGAAACGGAAGGGCCGAGCACACCCCAUCCACAACCACAGGGCUGUAGUGGAGCGGGUUGAGAGCUUCAAGAUCCUCGGUGUUCACAUCACUAAGGAAUUAACAUAGUCCACACACACCAACACAGUCGUGAAGAAGGCAUGACAUCACCUCUUCCCCCUCAGGAGGCUGAAAGGAUUUGGCAUUGGCCAUCAGAUCCUCCAAAAGUUCUACAGCUGCACUAUUGAGAGCAUCUUGACUGGCUGCAUCACAGCUUGGUAUGGCAACUGCUUGGCAUCCGACCACAAGGCGCUACAGAGGGUAGUGCAUACAGCCCAGUACAUCACUGGGGCCGAGCUCCAGGACCAAAUAGCUACCCGGACUAUCGGCAUUGACCCUCUUUGCACUAACUCUAUUGACUCAUCACAUAUGCCGCUGCUACUGUUUAUUAUCUAUCCUAUUGCCUAGUCACUUUACCCCUACCUAUUAUGUACACAUCUACAGUGCUUUCAGAAAGUAUUCACACCCCUUGACUUUUUCCACAUUUUGUUGUGUUACAGCCUUAAUUUAAAAUGGAUUCAAUUAAGAUUUGUUGUCACUGGCCUACACCCAAUACCCCAUAAUGUCAAAGUGGAAAUAUGUUUUUCGAAAUGUUUACAAAUUAAUUGCAAAUGAAAAGCUGAAAUGUCUUCAGUCAAUAAGUGUUCAACCCAUUUGUUAUGACAAGCCUAAAUAAGUUCAGGAGUAAUAAUAGAUGAUUUUUGAAUGACUACCUCAUCUCUGUAUCCCACACAUACAUUUAUCUGUAAGGUCCCUCAGUCGAGCAGUGAAAUUCAAACACAGAUUCAACCACAAAGACCGUGGAAGUUUUCCAAUGCCUCGUAAAGAAGGGCACUUAUUGGUAGAUGAGUAAAAAUAAAAAAGCAGACAUUGAGCAUGGUGAAGUUAUUAAUUAAACUUUGGAUGGUGUAACAAUACAGACACAGGUGUCCUUCCUAACUCAGUUGCCGUAAAGGAAGGAAACUCAGGGAUUUCAACAUGAGGCCAAUGGCGACUUUAAAACAGUUACAGAGUUUAAUGGCUGUGAUAGGAGAAAACUGAGGAUGGAUCAACAAUACUAACCUAAUUGACGGAGUGAAAAGAAGGAAGCCUGUACACUGAAUAAAAAUAUUCCAAAACAUACAUCCUGUUUGCAACAAGGCACGAAAGUAAUACUGCAAACAUUUUGAAAAAGCAAUUAACUUUGUCCUGAAUACAAAAUGUUAUGUUUGGGGCAAAUCCAAUACAACACAUUGCUAAGUACCACUCUCCAUAUUUUCAAGCAUAGUGGUGGAUGCAUCAUGUUAUGGGUAUGUUUGUAAUCGUUAAGAUCUGUGGAGUUUUUCAGGAUAAAAAAGAAAUGGAAUGGAGCUAAGCACAGGCAAAAUCCUAGAGGAAAACCUUUCCACCAGACACUGGGAGAUUAGUUCACCUUUCAGCAGGACAAUAACCUAAAACACAAGGCCAAAUCUACACUUGAGUUGCUUACCAAGAACAGUUAAUGUUCUUGAGUGGCCGAGUUACAGUUUUUACUUAAAUCUACUUGAAAAUCUAUGGCAAGACCUGAAAAUGGUUGUCUAGCAAUGAUCAACAACCAAUUUGACAGAGCUUGAUGAAUUUUGAAAAGAAUAAUGGGCAAAUGUUGCACAAUCCAAGUGUGGAAAGCUCUUAGAGACUUACCCAGAAAGACUCACAGCUGUAAUUGCUGCCAAAGGUGCUUCUACAAAGUAUUGACUCAGGGGUGGCAGUACUUAUGUAAAUUAGAUAUUUCUGUAUUUCAAUCAAAUUUUCAAAAAUGUCUAAAAACAUGUUUUCACUUUGUCAUUAUGGAGUAUUGUGUGUAGAUGGGUGAGAAAAAACAUAUAUUGAAUCACUUUUGAAUUCAGGCUGUAACACAACAAAAUAUGGAAUAAGUCAACGGGUAUGAAUACUUUCUAAAGGCACUGUACCUUUAUUACCUCGUACUCCUGCACAUCGACUCAGUACUGGUACGUGUAUAUAGCCAAGUUAUCGUUACUCAUUGUGAAUUUAUUCUAUUUUUUCUAAAUUUUUCUCUCUGUAUUGUUGGGAAGGGCCCGUAAGCAUUUCACUGUUAGUCUACACCUGUUGUUUACGAAGCAUGUGACAAAUAAUAUUUGAUUUGAUUUGAAACACCGCUCACGCUUACAGUUGAAGUCGGAAGUAUACAUACACUUAGGUUGGAAUCAUUAAAACUCGUUUUUCAACCACUCCACACAUUUCUUGUUAACAAACUAUAGUUUUAGCAAGUCGGUUAGGACAUCUACUUUGUGCAUGACACAAGUAAUCUUUCCAACAAUUGUUUACACACAGAUGAUUUCACUUAUAAUUCACUGUAUCACAAUUCCAGUGGGUUAGAAGUUUACACUAAAUUGACUGUGCCUUUAAACAGCUUGGAAAAUUCCAGAAAAUGAUGUCAUGGCUUUAGAAGCUUCUGAUAGGCUAAUUGACAUCAUUUGAGUCAAUUGGAGGUGUACCUGUGGAUGUAUUUCAAGGCCUACCUUCAAACUCAGUGCCUCUUUGCUUGACAUCAUGGGAAAAUCAAAAGAAAUCAGCCAAGACCUCAGAAAAAUAAUUAUAGACCUCCACAAGUCUGGUUCAUCCUUGGGAGCAAUUUCCAAACGCCUGAAGGUACCACGUUCAUCUGUAAAAAAAAAGGGGAUAUCUUGCAAGCCGAAGAACACCAUCCCAAUCGUGAAGCACGGGGGUGGCAGCAUCAUGCUGUGGGGUUGCUUGGCUGCAGGAUGGACUGGUGCACUUCACAAAAUAGAUGGCAUCAUGAGGAAGGAAAAGUAUGUGGAUAUAUUGAAGCAACAUCUCAAGACAUCAGUCAGGAAGUUAAAGCUUGGUCGCAAAUGGGUCUUCAAAAUGGACAAUGACCCCAAGCAUACUUCCAAAGUUGUGGCAAAAUGGCUUAAGGACAAAGUCAAGGUAUUGGAGUGGCCAUCACAAAGCCCUGACCUCAAUCAUAUAGAACAUUUGUGGGCAGAACUGAAAAAGCGUGUGCGAGCAAGGAGGUCUACAAACCUGACUCAGUUACACCAGCUCUGUCAGGAGGAAUGGGCCAAAAUUCACCCAACUUAUUGUGGGAAGCUUGUGGAAGGCUACCCGAUAACAUCUGACCCAAGUUAAACAAUUUAAAGACAAUGCUACCAAAUACUAAUUGAGUGUAUGUAAACUUCUGACUCACUGGGAAUGUGAUGAAAUAAAUAAAAGCUGAAAUAAAUCACUCUCUACUAUUAUUCUGACAUUUCACAUUCUUAAAAUAAAGUGGUGAUCCUAACUGACUUAAGACAAUGAUUUUUUACUAGGAUUAAAUGUCAGGAAUUGUGAAAAACUGAGUUUAAAUGUAUUUAGCUAAGGUGUAUGUAAACUUCCGACUUCAACUGUACAUGUAUGCGUCCUUCUUGGUUGUCUUUGUAAGAAAAGCCAGAAGUAGGUGAAGGUUGAUAUCUCAGUCAACAGUUGAAUUGUGUUUCUGAGUAUAGCCGCAGGAAGUAGAGGUGCUGAGGGUGCUGCAGCACCUCCUGAAAAAUAUGAAUAUAAAAAUAAAAUGAUCAAUUCACAAAAGUAGAGGGGUUGUCAUUGCACUGGGCCUUUACUAGUCCUGCAUUAGUGGACCGAUACAGCCGUCUGUAGUGCGACAAAUCGCAGCACCCCCAUUCCCAAAAUUCUUCCAGCGGCUAUGUUUCUGAGAGGAGGUAGGUAGCAGGGACUCUGAUGAGAGAGAGGUUGUCAUUGCACCAGUAGGUGGUGCUGUAUGCAAAACCUGAGCUUGUGCCCCAGGUUUGGAUAAAGAGGUAAGGAGACUGGGGGAUUGGGGAGGGGUCUUCUGUAAUAAAGAAAUGGGUACAGGAAAUUAAGACACAUAAAUGUUAAUACACCCCACGGGCAGGAAAAUAUUUAACUCUAUUCAUCAGUAAUAUUUCCUGGCAACAGGGAUCAAGCUAUUUCAGGCCGGGGCUUAAAAUCCCAUUGGUUUUGAGUGAUCUUUACAAGCCUCCCUCAUUUAAUACGGGUGGAAAGUUCUGCCAAGGUAUAUGACAUAAUUAGGCUGCAGGUAUGCACGUUUCACUGAGUUUCCCUAAAAUGUUUUCCCAUUCACGCUCUAUAAAGGCACAAAUUGAUUUUACCCAUCAAUGCUCUCAUUGUUUAGAAUGAUCUAGCUCAUAUGUUGUACAUGUGUGUUUAAUAACUUACUGUUAUAUGGCACUAAAUGUAGCAUGACCAACAAAAACCUGCAUCUCAGAUUACGUAGGAAACUCUACUUUAGGCCUCAGCUUAUUGCAGAAGACAUAUAGAAGAACGUGAAUUGCCAAAGCAACUGAAACCGGUUGUUUCAAGUGAGUCUUUUCUUUCAGCUAUUGGUUAGUUGUUCAUGUGGAUAAAAGAGACAGCAUGGAAAGGCAUUGGUGAAGUUUCACCCUUCACUAUGCAUCAGAAAAACAACAACAUAUAGUAAUCUCAAGUAAACCCGGAGAAAACUGCAGAAUCAUUCAUUCCCGGUUUGGUGCUGAUGAGCAAACACAACAACAACACAACACGUUAAUUGCUGCGACCCAAGCAACCCACCAAAAGGAACAUUGACAUAUUGUUUGUCCAGCGUGAGACACUGUAUAAUUUACACUCACUAAUGACUGGCCCUCGUAAUACAGGCUGAAGGACCACGUCUGUCCCUCGCUUGGCACUUAUUCAAUGUUCCUCUGGACUCUUCUAAUGGAUAUGAUUCUAUCUUUACCUCAUUGAAUUCAUAUUCCUCUAUGCAUGCCCAGUAAAUCAAUUACAACACUUGUUCAGUGUAAAAAAAAAAGUAUUGUUCUGUGUUCUCUUCCAGUCAGUCGAAGUCUGGUAAACAAUUCACCAUUGGCUGCUAAAACCCCACCCAAAACACAAUAAUAAUUGUGGAUGAAUAAGUUCUAUACCUUUGAAAUAUCAAAUGGGUUCUCUGUGUGAAAAGGACUGUUGUGAAGAAAAACACAUUACCAUUGCCAUAGGUUCGACCUUGACCUUCAAACUCAAUUUGGCCAUUAGGACUGCCCCUCCCCAGCACCCCGAGGAUGUAAAAGGGUGACAGUUUUGACCCCUGACCCCAUUUCUUAACUAGGCCGAGGUGCCAAAAUGACCUUUUGACCCAGGAAGCCUUUGCAGGUUGCAUGAGCAACCUCAGAUUUAGCAAUGAUUGACAGGUCCCUGCACUUUAUGUUAAAAUGAGGCAGCAACACACUUCUCAGCAGAGAACAAUGAGAGGGAACACAAGCCUUUAUUCAGUCUAGAUCAUUAACACUCUCGGCUGUCUGCUUCAAGACCAAACUAUCUGCAGUCUACCAACAUUAACCAUAACUUGUAAUUUGGGUGUUACAGAGAGUAUGUAUUGUCCCCAAAUUACUAUAUCAUACAGUUUAGCUCUACAGAGCCCAUUCAAAUCUCCACUAAUGUUAGUUUACUGGAUCUAGACUAAAAGUGGCUCCAAAACGGCAAAUUAUUUUGAUGGUUUAACUGACGGUUCGAUAAUGAGUUUGCUCAAGGGAUCUAUUAACCAUUUGAUGGUUAGUGUUGCUUAGCUGUUUUCCUGCCUCUUCUGACACCCAUCUAACUCCCCAUCCCUCCUCCUGCCGGUGAUUUUGGUGGCAGCUGUGUGGAGAUUGGUUUUGACCUCUGAUCCCCACAUUAGGCGGGAUCUCCAUGCUGUGUCAGUUAUUUAGUUGUGUAAACCAAUGGUUGAGCUCCCAUUGGGUGACAUAAGUCAGUUGCUCAAUUCCAAAUCGACCCAAGCCCCUUCCCCCUAGGCACUGUGUAGAACUGAAAGGAUUGGAGGUAUAAAGCAAUAUGAUAAUAGCUCCCGUGCUCCACCAUGAUAACUGAUAUCUUCACUAUGAUGUCACUAUGAUGUCUGGCAAAACCACUCAUUGGAUUUAGAGGCUUCGUUUGACCCGUCAUCUUAGUUAGCUGUAACAUUUACAAAAUGUUGGUAGUCUCUCAAAAUGUGAAGUCGUUUUUUCAAAGGCAAUACCUUUUUAACCAUCUUAAAGUAUGAAAGAAGAUAUUGACAACAUAGAUAAACAUACAACGCUACACUGAUAUUUGUAAAGCCAUGCUCCAGUCCAGUGUCAUUGAUCAUCAUUUAAAUGCUGACACCUUGUUUGUGAUCUCGUAUGUACACUACCAGUCAAAAGUUUGGACACACCUACUAAUUCAAAGGUUUUUCUUUACUUUUAAAAAUGUUUACAUUGUAGAAUAAUAGUGAAGACAUCAAAACUAUUAAAUAACACAUAUGGAAUCAUGUAGUAACCAAAAAAGUGUUUAACAAAUCAAAAUAUAUUUUGAGAUUCUUCAAAUAGCCACCCUUUGCCUUGAUGACAACUGCACACUCUUGGCAUUCUCUCAACCAGUUUCAUGAGGUAGAAGGUGGAAUGCAUUUCAAUUAACAAGUGUGCCUUCUUAAAAGUUAAUUUGUGGAAUUUCUUUCCUUCUUAAUGCGUUUGAGCCAAUCAGUUGUGUUGUGACAAGGUAGUGGGGGGUAUACAGAAGAUAGCCCUAUUUGGUAAAAGACCAAGUCCAUAUUAUGGCAAGAACAGCUCAAACAAGCAAAGAGAAACGACAGUCCAUCAUUAAUUUAAAACAUUAACUUUGAAAGUUUCUUCAAGUGCAGUCGCAAAAACCAUCAAGCGCUAUGAUGAAAUUGGCUCUCAUGAGGACCACCACAGGAAUGGAAGACCCAGAGUUACCUCUGCUGCAGAGGAUAAGUUCAUUAGAGUUACCAGCCUCAGAAAUUGCAGCCCAAAUAAAUGCUUCACAGAGUUCAAGUAACAGACACAUCUCAACAUCAACUGUUCAGAGGGGACUGUGUGAAUCAGGCCUUCAUGAGUUGGACCCCAGAGUGAAGGAAAAGCAGCCAACAAUUGCUAAGCAUGUGUGGGAACUCCUUCAAGACUGUUGGAAAAGCAUUCCAGGUGAAGCUGGUUGAGAGAAUGCCAAGAGUGUGCAAAGCUGUCAUCAAGGCAAAGCGUGGCUAUUUGAAGAAUCUCAAAUAUAAAAUAUAUUUUGAUUUGUUUAACACUUCUUUGGUUACUACAUGAUUCCAUAUGUGUUAUUUCAUAGUUUUGAUGUCUUCACUAUUAUUCUACAAUGUAGAAAAUAGUAAAAAUAAAGAAAAACCCUUGAAUGAGUAGGAAACACCAACAUAAAGUGUCUUAAUAGGGUAUUGGGCCACCACGAGCCAGAACAGCUUCAUAGAUGCCAUAGUGUCUGAAACUCUAUCGGAGGGAUGCGACACCAUUCUUCCACAAGAAAUUCCAUCAUUUGGUGUUUUGUUGAUGGUGGUGGAAAACGGUGUCUCAGGCGCCACUCCAGAAUCUCCCAUAAGUGUUCAAUUGGGUUGAGAUCUGGUGACUGAGAAGGCCAUGGUAUAUGAUUUACAUCGUUUUCAUGCUCAUCAAACCAUUCAGUGACCACUCGUGCCCUGUGGAUGGGUGCAUUGCCUUCCUAUGGGGGCAUAGCCAUGGUAGCCAAAAUAAUGGCCUGCCCAGCAUUUUUUUACAUGACCCUAAGCAUGAUGGGAUGUUAAUUGCUUGAUUAACUCAGGAACCACACCUGUGUGGAAGCACCUGCUUUCAAUAUACUUUGUAUCCCUCAUUUACUCAAGUGUUUCCAUUAUUUUGGCAGUUACCUGUAUUUACAGAUAUUAAACCUUUAUUCAUGUGGAAACCCUCUCUGUCUCUGUCCCACAGCGGAGCCCUUGGUGCAGGUGGAUGGCAAGCCCAGCUGCUGCUUCUUCAAGUUCAGCCCCAAGCUCAUGUUCACCAAGGUUCUGAAGGCUCAGCUGUGGGUGUACCUACGGCCACUGCAGCAGACCUCCACCAUCUACCUGCAGAUCCUCAGGCUGAAGCCCGUCACGGAGCAGGGCAGCCGCCACAUCCGGAUCCGCUCGUUGAAGAUCGAGCUCAACUCCCGCGUGGGCCACUGGCAGAGCAUCGACUUCAAAAACGUGCUGCAGAACUGGUUCAAGCAGCCGCACACCAACUGGGGGAUCGACAUCAACGCCUUCGAUGAGAGCGGCAACGACCUGGCAGUGACCUCGCUAAGACCGGGGGAGGAAGGGCUGGUAAGGACCCUCAGACCUGUCGCAGCCUUACACACUGACACAAUGGCACUUUGGCCUUUUAUCAAUUAGAUUUGCUCACCUCCUGCGUCCUCUCUCGCCUCUUUUUGAAAAAGGUCAAAGUUAAUCGAGGAGAGUCGGCGAGGAGAGGGAACGUGGAUGGCAAUGCGCUUGAAAUGAGACGGUCCUUCUCCACUCGCGCGUCAUUAGGCAAAUGACGUUUACAGGGGUGGAUCCCAAAAUAAAUGUGUAAAGUGAUAAAAAAAAACGAAUUAAGUUGUGCAAGACAUGUUAUAGAUAAAACAAUAAGCAGCAUUUUGUUUUUAAAUGUAUGCAUGUUUUUCUCCUCUGACAAAACAAGGGCUGAUUCAAAAGGGGUGUGGCAGAUAUCAAAACUCUUCCGUGGUAGGAUACACAUGAGUAUCAUCGAUGAAAGGUGGCUAUCGAGGAGGGGAGGACACUCUUCCGUUUGCCUACUAAUGAACUAACACUCUUCCACCACUCGACCACUUAUCGGUUUCUGGGUCACGGAGGAGAGGGGAUGGUCUUUUGCCCAAAUGAGAAAACCCCAAUGUAAAUAAAUCUCUCCUCGAUCCCUGGCAUCCUCUCUUCACGCCUCCUUCUCAAAAUGCAUUGGAGAAGAAGGUCCAAAGGGAGGGACCUUGGACCUUCUCCUCCAAUACGGUUGAGAAAUAGGCAGGGAGAUAGGAUGCGAAGAAUCAAGGAAAGAUCACUUGAGCGCCAUUGGCAGGGCCGACUCUAGCCUUUUGGGGGCCCUAAGCAAGAUUUGGUUGGGCCCCAGCUAGCCAUUCUCAAACCCAAAUUACUACAUACAGUAAGUCAAGUUUCAGCCCCAUUAAGCAUCACGAAAUGGUAACCCACUAGUAAUUUCAUUUGGUUCAGUUCUUCACAGCAUGGCCCAGGGGUUGACUCUGGCCUCUCAGCCAAUGAAUCCUUGCACAGCAGCAAGCUCUGUUUUUCUUAAGGAGAAGAAAGAAAAGAUCAGAGACACAGAGGCUGUGUACAAAAAUAAAACAAAACACAAAAAGCAAAGAAAGAGGCAAACUCCCCCCUGAUCCUCCAGUUUUUUGCUUUCCCCCACUGCAACAAAAGCCCUAAAACUCAAGCUGACGUGGGUUGACCCUUCUGGCCUCAGCUUAUUUAUUCUGUUGAAAGCGUCACAAAAAACUGUGCUCAAGUCCAAUUGGGUUUUCUGUGGAGAGAUGCUGGAGUAACAUAUUGGCUGCUCUCACAUGCCCAAGGGUCAAGGUUAUGGUAACCUGCGGAUGACGCCAAAGAUCAUAGAUCAAGCUAAGCGUAUGGAAUGUUGGCCAUUCCAUUUAUGUUAACAGAGGUCAGCAUUGCAUCUACUGAUAUGACUCACAUCUUCCUCUCAGUAUUCUGUCUUUAAAACCCAGGGUUGGGUAGGGCACUUUUUAAAUGUAAUCCGUUACAUUUACUAGUUACAUGUCCAAAAUCAUAAUCAGUAACCUAACUUUUGGAUUACCCAAACUCAGUAACGUAAUCGGAUUACGUUCUCUGUGGCCGACAUGAGUAAGACAUUUAAGCGUGCUCACCCUCGCAAGACUGCAGGCCCAGACGACAUCCCUAGCCGCGUCCUCAGAGCAUGUGCAGACCAGCUGGCUGAAAUGUUUACAUAUGUAAUCUCUCCCUAUCCCAGUCUGUUGUCCCCACUUGCUUCAAGAUGUCCACCAUUGUUCCUGUACCCAAGAAAGCAAAGGUAACUGAACUAAAUGACUAUCGCCCCGUAGCACUCACUUCUGUCAUCAUAAAGUGCUUUGAGAGGCUAGUUACAUUUACAUUUUAGUCAUUUCGCAGACGCUUUUAUCCAGAAUGACUUACAGGAGCAAUUAGGGUUAAGUGCCUUGCUCAAGGGCACAUCGACAGAUUUUUCACCUAGUUGGCUAAGGGAUUCGAACCAGCGACCUUUCGAUUACUGGCCCAAUGCUCUUAACCGCUAGACUACCUGCCGCCAUCAUAUCACCUCCACCUUACCCGACACCCGAGACCCACUAAAAUUUGCAUACCACCACAACAGAUCUACGGAUGACACAAUCGCCAUUGCACUGCACACUGCCCUAUCCCAUCUGGACAAGAGGAAUACCUAUUUAAGAAUGCUGUUCAUCGACUACAGCUCAGCCUUCAACACCAUAUUACCCUCCAAGCUCAUCACUAAGCUCGGGGCCCUGGGUCUGAACCCCGCCCUGUGCAACUGGGUCCUGGACUUCCUGACGGGCCGACCCCAGGUGAAGGUAGGCAACAACACCUCCGCUACGCUGAUCCUCAACACGGGGGCCCCACAAGGGUGAGUGCUCAGCCCCCUCCUGUACUCCCUGUUCACCUAUGACUGCAUGGCCACUCACGUCUCCAACUCAAUCAUCAAGUUUGCAGACGACACAACGAGACAGCCUAUAGGGAGGAGGUGAGGGCCCUGGCGGAGUGGUGCAAGGAAAAUAACCUCUCCCUCAACGUCAACAAAAUGAAGGAGCUGAUCAUGGACUUCACGAGACAGCAGAGGGAGCACGCCCCUAUCCACAUCGACGGGACCGCAGUGGAGACGGUGAAAAGCUUCAAGUUCCUCGGUGUAAACAUCACUGACAACCUGAAAUGGUCCAUCCACAAAGACAGUGUGGCGAAGGCAGUGCAACAGUGCCUCUUCAACCUCAGGAGGCUGAAGAAAUUCGACUUGGCCCCUAAAACCCUAGUGAACUUCUACAGAUACACCAUUGAGAGCAUCCUGUCAGGCUGUAUAACCGCCUGGCAACAGCAGGGCUCUCCAGCGGGUGGUGCGGUCAGCCCAACACAUCACCGGGGGCACACUGCCUUCCCUUCAGGACAUCUACUGCACACCCAGGGUCACAGGAAGGCCAAGAAGAUCAUCAAGGACACCAGACACCCGAGCCAUGGCCUGUUCACCCCGCUACCAUCUAGAAGUCGGAGACAGUACAGGUGCAUCAAAGCUGGCACCGAGAGACUGAAAAACAGCUUCUAUCUCCAGGCCAUAGUCACCACUAACCGGCCCCGCCCAAUACCCUGCCCUGAACUUUAGUGACUGUUACUAGCCGGCUACCACCUGGUACUCAACCCUGCACCUUAGAGACUCACUUUAAUAAUGUUUACAUACUGUUUUAACCACUUCAUAUGUACAGUAUAUACAGUGAGGGAAAAAAGUAUUUAGUCAGCCACCAAUUGUGCAAGUUCUCCCACUUAAAAAGAUGAGAGAGGCCUGUAAUUUUCAUCAUAGGUACACGUCAACUAUGACAGACAAAAUGAGAAAAAAUAAUCCAGAAGAUCCCAUUGUAGGAUUUUUUAUGAAUUUAUUUGCAAAUUAUGGUGGAAAAUAAGUAUUUGGUCAAUAACAAAAGUUUCUCAAUACUUUUUUAUAUACCCUUUGUUGGCAAUGACACAGGUCAAACGUUUUCUGUAAGUCUUCACAAGGUUUUCACACACUGUUGCUGGUAUUUUGGCCCAUUCCUCCAUGCAGAUCUCCUCUAGAGCAGUGAUGUUUUGGGGCUGUCGCUGGGCAACACAGACUUUCAACUCCCUCCAAAGAUUUUCUAUGGGGUUGAGAUCUGGAGACUGGCUAGGCCACUCCAGGACCUUGAAAUGCUUCUUACGAAGCCACUCCUUCGUUGCCCGGGCGGUGUGUUUGGGAUCAUUGUCAUGCUGAAAGACCCAGCCACGUUUCAUCUUCAAUGCCCUUACUGAUGGAAGGAGGUUUUCACUCAAAAUCUCACGAUACAUGGCCCCAUUCAUUGUUUCCUUUACACGGAUCAGUCGUCCUGGUCCCUUUGCAGAAAAACAGCCCCAAAGCAUGAUGUUUCCACCCCCAUGCUUCACAGUAGGUAUGGUGUUCUUUGGAUGCAACUCAGCAUUCUUUGUCCUCCAAACACGACGAGUUGAGUUUUUACCAAAAAGUUCUAUUUUGGUUUCAUCUGACCAUAUGACAUUCUCCCAAUCCUCUUCUGGAUCAUCCAAAUGCACUCUAGCAAACUUCAGACGGGCCUGGGCAUGUACUGGCUUAAGCAGGGGGACACGUCUGGCACUGCAGGAUUUGAGUCCCUGGCAGCGUAGUGUGUUACUGAUGGUAGGCUUUGUUACUUUGGUCCCAGCUCUCUGCAGGUCAUUCACUAGGUCCCCCCGUGUGGUUCUGGGAUUUUUGCUCACCGUUCUUGUGAUCAUUUUGACCCCACGGGGUGAGAUCUUGCGUGGAGCCCCAGAUCGAGGGAGAUUAUCAGUGGUCUUGUAUGUCUUCCAUUUCCUAAUAAUUGCUCCCACAGUUGAUUUCUUCAAACCAAGCUGCUUACCUAUUGCAGAUUCAGUCUUCCCAGCCUGGUGCAGGUCUACAAUUUUGUUUCUGGUGUCCUUUGACAGCUCUUUGGUCUUGGCCAUAGUGGAGUUUGGAGUGUGACUGUUUGAGGUUGUGGACAGGUUUCUUUUAUACUGAUAACAAGUUCAGACAGGUGCCAUUAAUACAGGUAACGAGUGGAGGACAGAGGAGCCUCUUAAAGAAGAAGUUACAGGUCUGUGAGAGCCAGAAAUCUUGCUUGUUUGUAAGUGACCAAAUACUUAUUUUCCACCAUAAUUUGCAAAUAAAUUCUGGAUUUUAUUUUCUAAAUUUGUCUAUCAUAGUUGACGUGUACCUAUGAUGAAAAUUACAGGCCUCUCUCAUCUUUUUAAGUGGGAGAACUUGCACAAUUGGUGGCUGACUAAAUACUUUUUUUCCCCACUGUACUGUAUUCUAGUCCAGGCUCAUCCUAUAUAACUACUGCACACAUUUUUUCUAUUCAUAUACUGUUCAUAAUGUCUACACACCAUCAUAUACAUAUACAGUAUAUUUAUAUUGCGGACUCUGACAUUGCUCGUUCUAAUAUUUAUAUAUUUCUUAAUUCCUCUCUUUUUAUUUUUGGGAUUUACGUGUAUUGUUAUGUAUUACUGCACUGUUGGAGCUAGGAACAUAAGCAUUUCGCUACAACCGCGAAAACGUCUGCAAAAUAUGUGUACGCGCCAAUACAAUUAUUUCCCCUUAAGAGGCAUUAGAAGAAGACAAAAAAGAUCUGUCAAAUGCAUUUGAUGUAUCAUCAUAGUGGUCUCUGGUGGAACAAACUUCAAUUUGUGCCUCUUUUCAAUGCUGAUUGAAUGUCAAUGAGAAAACAGAAAGGUGUCAAUGCGGAUUUUUUCAGAUACAUCCUUUCUGAAUUUAAAAGUAAUCCAAUAAGUAAUCUAGUUUUUCAAAAAGUAUCUGUAAUCCGAGUACAAUAUUUUUGCUGGUAACGUAACUGAUUAGUUACAGUUUUCUGGUAAUCAGAUUACAUGUAAUCAGUUACUCCCCAACCCUGUUAAAACCAUAGGUAGUAAACGGCAUUUAGAGGAGUGCAUCAGUUGAAUUUUUUCUCCAGUGACAUUAAUCGUCCCAGUACCCCAGGCUUUUUCCUAGAAGCAUUACUUACCUCACUGUUGAGUUCUAUCGUAAUCGCCUCCAUUUUCCUCCUGUCCCCGCCCCCACCCCUUCCCCUCCCCCUCCCCCUCCCCUCUCCCCUGACUCCAGCAGCCGUUCCUGGAGGUUAAGGUUCUCGAGACGACCAAACGUUCCCGACGUAACCUGGGACUGGACUGUGACGAGCAUUCCACCGAAUCCCGCUGCUGCCGCUAUCCGCUGACAGUGGACUUUGAGGCUUUCGGCUGGGACUGGAUCAUCGCUCCCAAGCGCUAUAAGGCCAACUACUGUUCAGGCCAGUGCGAAUACAUGUUCAUGCAGAAGUAUCCACACACCCACCUGGUACAACACGCCAACCCCAGAGGCUCAGCAGGGCCCUGCUGCACCCCCACCAAGAUGUCGCCCAUCAACAUGCUCUACUUCAACGACAAGCAGCAGAUUAUCCACGGCAAGAUCCCUGGCAUGGUGGUGGACAGGUGUGGCUGCUCUUAGGCCCAACGGAAGUCAUGCAUACUCAUGCACGCCCAACUCCACAUAAUUUCCACCCAAAACCCUAACUAAGCUCUCCUCUGGCACCAGACUUUAUCCCCCUUCUCUCUCCGCCACAAAACAUCCCACUGGACCUCCAUUCUCUUAGUUAUUCAUUUUAGUCAAACAUGUAAAAAUGAAAUAUGAAAUGAAGAUAGGACUGAGGCUGAGUGGUAGAAAUAUAUAUUGAAUAUUAUAAAGGGGGUGUGUCUGUGGAGCAGCUUGAGAAACGUAUGGUAAAUAAGACAAAACUAUGUUUUAGGUGUUUGUUCGUUUUGUGGUUGGUUUUCUUCAAAUAGUUUUUUGAAAGAAAAUGUCUAUCAGGUUUUUGAAAAGAUGGUGUCUUUGUUGAGAUGUCCUGGAUAGUGGAUCCAGGCAGAUGGAGGGAGACAUUCCUAAACAGUUACAGUAUAUUAUAAUUUUCCCACAUCAUUACUUCCAAGCAAAUUCAGUUCUGAGGUGAGGGGCCAAACUGUUUUAUCUGUUCAAAACGCUUUAUUCACAUAUUAUACUCCUAUCAAUGGGAUUUGAUUCACAACCAAGACAUUCAUAGACAGUGCCAAUAGAUGGGGACUUCGUCUACUAAUUAUCAGUGCUAUUGUGCAAUGCUUCACUUUUAGCAUCAUUACGUCAUUACAAAACAAAUCUCCCUUACUUGUCUACUUUUAGACUAAAAGUUUAUGAAAUGAAUCCAAAAUGUUGUUUAUGAAAAUAAUCAUGUUCUAGAGGUGUAAAGUGUUGAGAUCUAAAGCCAAACUCUGUGCCCUCUGAACCCUUUCACAGUUACUUUGAGAGAAAUAAGAAAAUAAGAAAGGAGUUAUUUCACUACCUUUAAAGGGGCAGUGCAGUCAAAA
This is a messenger RNA of Coregonus sp. 'balchen', 35161 nucleotides long. The record is from the annotation of a GenBank genome assembly. NCBI's taxonomy places the organism in Eukaryota, Metazoa, Chordata, Actinopteri, Salmoniformes, Salmonidae.